AUUUCAAUAAAAGAUUUUUUGUUACAGGAAAAAUGGUUAUCUAUGAGAUGUUUAAAGAAAUUCGCCCUAUUUCAGCCAACAUAAGGCCAAAAGUCCGAUUUUGCUGCUUAGAAUCAACCUCAAUCUAGCAGAUCUUUGUACGCUAUUCGUCUAUGUACCUAAACAAUUCAUAUGGAUGCUCACUUAUCAGUAUUUUCUUAGCUUAUCGUCUUUAUUUCUCAAAUUUUCAUAUUUUCAGUGGUACGGUGGUGAAUUACUAUGCCGCUUAUGUUCAUUCUUCUCAACAUUCUCCUUCUAUGCGAACUCCUUCGUUAUUGCUUGUAUCGCUAUCGACAGAGUAUUCGGUGCAUAUAAUAUGAGUUCCAUCAAUGCCCACAGACGUGCUUAUCUACGCUGUAGACGCCUGCUAGUGAUUGGCUGGAUCGCUGCAUUCGGCCUAAGCGUACCCCAAGCUAUGAUCUUCAGGGUCUUUGAGCCAUACCCAGAUAGGGACUUUCGGUUAGCAAUGCACUCCAUUAUGGACUACAUUUUUAUACGAGAAAAUAGAGGAGAUGAAUUCUACAAACUUGUCGGACUCCGACAAGAUGGCGAAUACCACGGCUUGCCUAAAGCAUCCGCUAUAAGCCAACUUGACGAUGACUCGUCAAAAUCCAGCGCAAAGGGGAAACGUCCUCUUAAUCUUGAUGCUGGACCACAAAAAACAUCACCUAUGCUGCGAGCUGCUAGCCCUGGUGUAAUGGCCGUUUCUACUAUCCACAAAGCAAAGCAGGUAUGA
Molecule: messenger RNA, 775 nt
Organism: Strongylus vulgaris
Lineage: Eukaryota; Metazoa; Nematoda; Chromadorea; Rhabditida; Strongylidae
Source: the annotation of a GenBank genome assembly